Choloepus didactylus (southern two-toed sloth) is the source of this 2804-nucleotide messenger RNA. RefSeq names its product ras homolog family member F, filopodia associated (gene RHOF). The transcript has 6 exons. Gene Ontology annotation, molecular function: GTP binding; GTPase activity. NCBI's taxonomy places the organism in Eukaryota, Metazoa, Chordata, Mammalia, Pilosa, Megalonychidae. Gene Ontology annotation, biological process: small GTPase-mediated signal transduction; cell migration. The record is from RefSeq and is a predicted model, not a curated record. The coding region runs from base 570 to 1328 and encodes 252 amino acids.
CGAUAUCUUCCUUGGCGCCGCCGCCGCCACCUCCCGUGGGGAAACAGGCCAGAGGCAGGCUUGCCCCAGGCCGCACAGCUAGCGGAGCAAAGCUGGGACGCUUUUUGCAGGGCUUGAGACCUGUUCUCGGACCCCGAUAUUGGAGGCACAGUCCGCCAAUCGAUGAGUCCCGGUUCGACGGGGGAGGGCGAGCUGGCCAAUCAGAGAGUCCCUGCCGGAAGGAGGCGCCCGCCAAUCAGGAGCGCCCUGCUCGGAGCGGCGGAAACGCUGGGGUCCUGCCGGCGGGGGGCGCGCCGUGACGCACGGGGGGGAGCUGCGCCUGCGGCGCUGAGCACCCGGGGUCUCAGCCUCACUUUCCCUGGGGCUGAGAGCUGGACGCCUCGGGCCCGGACGCCGGCAGGAGGGAAACUGAGGCUGGGAGGUCGGCCCGGGCGGCUGCCUGGCGGAGGCGGUGCCGGCUCCGGAGGGGCGGAGCCUCGCCCGAGGCCCCGCCCCCGCCCCGGUCGCUCGCCGGGGCAGCCCCAGCGCACUGCCGUGCGAGCCGCCGCCGGUGCUGCCGGCUGCGGGCUAUGGACGCCCCCGGGGCCGCGGGCCCGGGCAGGAAGGAGCUGAAGAUCGUGAUCGUGGGCGACGGCGGCUGCGGCAAGACCUCGCUGCUCAUGGUGUACAGCCAGGGCUCCUUCCCCGAGCGCUACGCCCCGUCGGUGUUCGAGAAGUACACGGCCAGCGUGACCGUGGGCAGCAAAGAGGUGACACUGAACCUCUACGACACGGCGGCUUCUAGGGCAGGAGGGUCUGCGUCCGCCCGGCCCCUCACCCCUUCUGCAGUGUGGGACAGAAGGCCACCUGGACAGACCUCCUGUUCCCUGCACACUCUUGCAGCACUGAUGCAUGGGGUGCAUUGGCUCGUGACAACCCUGGGAGGGCAGGAAGACUACGACCGGCUGCGGCCCCUGUCCUACCAGAACACCCACCUCGUGCUCAUCUGCUAUGACGUCAUGAACCCCACCAGCUUUGACAAUGUCCUCAUCAAGUGGUUCCCUGAGGUCACCCACUUCUGCCGCGGGACCCCCAUGGUGCUCAUUGGCUGCAAGACGGACCUGAGGAAGGACAAGGAGCAGCUGCGCAAGCUCCGGGCUGCCCAGCUGGAGCCCGUCACCUACACGCAGGGCCAGAGUGCCUGCGAGCAGAUCCGCGCGGCCCUCUACCUGGAGUGCUCCGCCAAGUUUCGGGAGAACGUGGAGGAGGUGUUCCGAGAGGCUGCCAGGGUCGCUCUCCGAGCGCUGAAGAAGAACCAGAAACAGCACCGGCUCUGCCUGCUGCUGUGACCCACCAGGCCCGGGCGGUCCCCACGGCAGGACACAUGCGCCCGGGUCCCAGAAUGCUCCUCCCGAGCUCCUGCGGGGCCGGUGCAGCUUGGCAUGUCAGCCCCAGGUGUCUUCAGUCCUUCUGGAACUCUCUUGUCUCCUGGCUGGGGCUUCUGACCAUGAACUGAUCUCCAGGCUCCCGCUGGAGCUGUGGCCCCCCGUGGGGAACGAGGGGGCUGGGUUCCCGUCCCUCGCACCCCGACCACAGCACGUCCUGUGGGGUGUGAGCAAAGGCGUCUGUCUCCGGCACUCAAGUGCCCUCGUCUCGGCUCCCACUCAGCCACGUGGCGUCCUCUCCAUUUUGCACAUCUGUGUACGCUUGAAAUUAAAAGCCUUGUGUGUUUCACGGACUUGGCAGUGUUCCACGUGGUCCCCCAGCCCGCUGCCUCUCUGGGCUCCUGAGAUAGGCACCGACACAUCCUCCAGCUUCUUCCUUCCUUCCCCCUGGGAACACGGGGGCCACGGCCUAUCAAGAGAGCACAGGCCCAGACAUGGGGCCGGCUCCAGGCACCACCUGCCCUCCCAUCCCACGCAGCGGACCUCAGCCUUCAGUGGGGCCCACAUGCCCAAGGGGGAGAAGAAACGGUCUUUGAAAGGCACAGAGUGGACCCCCCGACCACCCACCUGAACCCCUGCUCAGUCUCCUCCCCCCUGAACCCCACACUGCCAGAAGCUCAAGAUGAAGAUCCCACCAGCUCCCUGCGUGAUCUGGGGCAAGUCAGUUAUUUCUGUGGACUGUGUCCCCAUCUGCAGAGGACAGGACAGGCCAAUUAAAUAGCCCGAUGGCUACCCUCUGGCCCCACCAGCCGCCACUUGUACCAGAAUGUCAAGUUCAGGAGCCCAAACCAAACCAUCCUGGCCUCCCACGGGAAGGGACUGGAUGGACCCCUGCCCACUCAGAGCUGGCCCUUGAGCCUUCUGCGACAGCAGCACCGGGAGACACUUGUUAAACCACAGCUUCCUGAGCCCCAGACCACCUUCUGGAAGCUCAGCGUGGAGUGUGUAUGGGGGUGGGGGGCUGCCCAGAGGUUCCUAAACAAGUGCCCCAGCAAAUCGAAUGCUUGGUUCUGAGGUGAGGUUCAGGAGUCCGCUUACCAAGAGGGGCCCACACCUUCAGGUUGCUUCUGCCUCCCUGUUUCUAAUGCCACCAACCCCCCUUGCCCAGGAAGCCUGAGCCUCCCAGAGGUCAGGUGGCCAGGGCAGGAGAACACUGAAACCCCGCCCACCCCAUCUGGGUCCCCCCAAACCCUGCCAUGCCCUGGGAAGUCAGCAGAAGGUGCACCCCACAGACAAUGUAUUCCAGUAGACGCCAAGGACUUGUGGACUAAUGAUGGUCAAGGGCAGGGAUCAGCACACUGUGGCCCGUGGGCCCAAUCUGGCCACUGCCUGUUUUUGUAAAUAAAGUUUCAUGGGCACAUGGCCGUGCCCAUUCACGUA